UUUUUUUUCACCCUAUCCAAACGGAGUGUAAAGUGAAAUUUGUCCUGAAAUCGUCCCAUCUAGCGUUUCGCCACUGAAUAGCGAAGCCAUCUAGCUUUCAUGGUGUCUCUGCUUAGUCUUCUACAUCUUCGGCGACUUCACCUUCAACCUCAGCACACACUAUCUUUAACUACUACCCACAAUGCUCUCUUCUUCAGACAAUUGUCUUACACUCCUCGUGUUGUUGAUUCCCAGAUCACUUCAUCAUCAUCCCAAUCUGUUGUCAGAACUGUGUGUUCUUUGGUCUGUCAAUCUUACUACCAACAACAAACUCAUUUCAGAGGAACACAUCCCAGGCUAACUCUUUCAAUUAAUUCUAGGUAUUUGAGUCCUGAGCAGGCCAUCACAGUUGUUGCUUCUCUCGCCGACGAGGCGGGUUCAAUGGUAGCGUUGAGUUUCUUUUACUGGGCAAUUGGGUUUGUCGAAUUCAGGUAUUUUAUGCGGUUUUAUAUUGUCUUGGCCACGUCUUUGAUUGAAAAUGACAAUUUGGAGAGAGCCCAUGAAGUAAUGCAGUCUAUGGUUAGGAAUUUUGCUGAAAUUGGGAAGCUUAAGGAGGCUGUUAAUAUGGUUAUUGAGAUGAAAAAUCAGGGCCUGGUGUUGAGUACUGAGACCCUGAAUUGUGUUGUUGGUGUGGCUACUGAAAUGGGUUUGGUUGAAAUUGCAGAGAAUGUGUUUGAUGAAAUGUCUGAUACAGGGGUGUCCCCCAAUUCUUCUAGUUUUAAGCUAAUGGUGAUUGCAUAUUGCAGGGUGGGUAGAAUUGCGGAAGCAGACAGGUGGUUGAGUGCAAUGCUGGAGAGGGGCUUUCUUGUCGACAAUGCAACUUGCACGUUGAUCAUCAGCAGAUUUUGUGAAAAUAGUUAUGUGAAUAGAGCGUUUUGGCUAUUUGGUAAGAUGCGUGAGAUGGGUUUGACUCCAAACAUGAUCAACUUCACUUCUAUGAUUAAUGGGUUGUGCAAGAGGGGUAGCAUCAAGCAAGCAUUUGAAUUGUUAGAUGAAAUGGUCAGAAAAGGCUGGAAACCAAAUAUAUAUACCCAUACAACAUUGAUUGAUGGCCUCUGUAAGAAGGGAUGGACCGAGAAGGCAUUUAGACUAUUUCUUAAGCUUGUUAGGAGUGAUAAGUACAAACCAAAUGUGUACACGUACACUGCAAUGAUAAAUGGGUAUUGCAAAGAGGACAAGUUGCAUCGGGCAGAGAUGUUGUUGACCAGGAUGGAGGAACAGGGAUUGGUUCCUAACACCAAUACAUAUGCAGUUCUCAUUAAUGGGCAUUGCAAAGUGGGGAAUUUCAAUAAAGCAUAUGAGCUAAUGGAUGAAAUGGGUAAAAAUGGUUUCACUCCCAACAUCUGUACAUACAACACAAUUGUUGAUGGACUCUGUAAGAAGGGAAGAGUUCAAGAGGCUUAUAAACUGCUGGAGAGGGGAUUUAAACAUGGACUGCAAGCUGAUAUAGUCACGUAUAACAUCCUCAUGUCUGAGCACUGCAAGGAGACUGAUACUAGACAAGCCCUGGUGUUUUUGAGUAAGAUAUUGAAAGUUGGCCUCACACCUGAUAUGCAUUCAUACACCACAUUAAUUUCUGCUUUUUGCAGGCAAAAGAAAAUGAAAGAAAGCCAGCAGCUUUUUAAUGAUGCUGUCAGGCUUGGCUUGGUUCCAACCAAGAAAACUUACACAUCCAUGAUAAAUGGAUAUUGUAGAGACGGAGAUACCAGCUUGGCUGUAAAGUUAUUCCAGAGAAUGGGUGCACAUGGCUGUGUACCAGAUAGUAUUACCUAUGGUGCUCUGAUAAGUGGGCUUUGCAAAGAGAGUAAAUUGGAUGAGGCUCACAGGCUCUAUGCUGCCAUGAUAGACAAGGGAAUUUCUCCAUGUGAAGUUACUCGGUUGACAUUAGCUUAUGAGUAUUGCAAGAAGGAUAAAUCUGCCACUGCCAUGGCUGUCUUAGACAGUUUAGACAAAAAGCUAUGGAUCCGCACAGUUAAUACCUUGGUCAGGAAGCUUUGCAGUGAGAAGAAAGUAAACAUGGCUGCAUUGUUUCUCCACAAACUAGUAGAUAAAGAUCAGAUUGUGAAUCAUAUAACUAUUGCAGCAUUCAUGACUGCAUGUUAUGAUAGCAAUAAAUAUGCACUUGUUUCUGAUAUCUCCGAAAAGAUUUCAAAAGGAAUUGGUUAGUGGCCCAGACAUUAUGAAAGAGUGAUUCAUUUGGUGUGAAUAAUUGAGCUGCCCAAGUGCCUUCUUUGAUGGGGCCUGAAAGCAGUUUAUUCACUUGAUUCUCUUGAGAGACGAGUUAGAUACUAAAUAGAAGGCUGGUAGACGAGCAUGUUUCUUUAUGAUCAAGUUCAGGAUGCUGUGUCGUAUUUUUGGUUGACAGCAUGUUUCUGUGCUGACUAAUACUUCGAUAGUUUCUUUUGGGAGAUGAGGCUUUAAUGAUCUAUACACAGAUUGCAGGGCUCACAAACAACUCUUGUAUGUCCGAGUCACAUAAAGGGCAUUAUUGUGUACUGAAGCAUCAAACUCCCGGUGAAUAUGUGUUUGCAGUUGCAAAGGUAAUGAUAUUAGGGUUCAG
This is a messenger RNA of Camellia sinensis, 2599 nucleotides long. Its product is annotated as Pentatricopeptide repeat (PPR-like) superfamily protein. Gene Ontology annotation, molecular function: protein binding. Lineage: Eukaryota; Viridiplantae; Streptophyta; Magnoliopsida; Ericales; Theaceae. The record is from RefSeq and is a predicted model, not a curated record.